Molecule: messenger RNA, 720 nt
Organism: Daldinia childiae
Lineage: Eukaryota; Fungi; Ascomycota; Sordariomycetes; Xylariales; Hypoxylaceae
Exons: 4
Coding region: 1-720 (239 amino acids)
Source: RefSeq, a predicted model, not a curated record
AUGCCAAUCCGUAACCCUUUCGCGAGACGUCCCGGCGUGCUCAACCUCGAGAUCAAGGAUGAGAAUGUCCGGCCCGGCGCAUUGAUUUCCCCGCAAGCUGGAUUUGAAAAGGUCGAUACAAUUGGAUCCAAGGCGUCUUCUUCUUUAAGCAUCCGGAGCACCAAGAGUCGGGACACCGGAGAUUACAAGAUGAGCGUGGUAAACGAUAGCGGAGUCUAUCUCCCGCCUUCGCCAACGGAAGACAAGGCUUUGUGGCCGAGACGUUCGGCUGCGUCUCGAACAUCCAUGGACACCCGUAGUAGCUUUGGCGAUAUUGAACACUUCUCUAUUUCUCGCGAAUCUUUCGAUUCUUACCGCCGGUCUUUUGAUAUUUCUGCUAGGUCGCCAGUCUUGGGCCACGAUCAACAGCGCCAAAGUCUUGAUUCCGCCCGAUUUCCUCGAUCACCGAGGAUCUCUGUCAGAAACCGUCCCUGGGAUCCGCCAACCGCCGAAGAGGGUUUCGAGGAUGUCGGACUAAACGAUGAUCAGAAGCAACCGAAGAAGAGGGGAUUCUUCGCCAAGUUUUCCGAGUCGCAAGAAUCUCCAGUGCAUACGCAAGGGCUAGGAAUGUCUCGGUUUAUCCCCGGGCGCAAAAGAGCGCAAAGCGGCCAAGGGUCAGAAUUGGGCAACAUUGAGCGACCCAAAUCCAGACAGUCGAUCGAAGAGCAAGAGAUGCAGUAA